Messenger RNA from Triticum urartu, 2364 nucleotides. RefSeq lists its product as uncharacterized. The record is from RefSeq and is a predicted model, not a curated record. NCBI's taxonomy places the organism in Eukaryota, Viridiplantae, Streptophyta, Magnoliopsida, Poales, Poaceae.
CUUUGCUGCCCUGUCUCGAGCCGAGUGAGCGAGAGAGAGAAGAGAAGGGAAUCCCCAAGGGAAAAAACAAAGCAGAGGAGCCAGUGGAAGAAGCAAGAAGGCGGCGUGCAGGCGCGGAGACCGACGCCCGCCGUCUGUCUUGCCUCCGGGGAAUGCGGCGGGGAGCAGGGGAGCCGUCCGUGAGCUUUUAACUGCUGGGAUCAGAGGGGAGAGAGGGGGGUGGUACGCAGGGAGCGUGCACGCUGCUGCAUUGAUGGGGGUGUGGAGGGAGGGGGCGGGGUGGUGCUUCUGCUCCGGCGGCGGGGGGCGGUCCGAGCGGGUCAAGGCGGCCAUCUUCUCGGCCAAGGCCGCCGCGCUCGCCGCCGUCUGCGGCGGCCACGGCACGGGCCUCCUGAUCCACCGGAACCUGCUGCUCACCACGCACGGCAACCUGCCCUCCGCCGCCGCCGCCGAGGACGCCGCCGACGCGCUUCUCGGCCACGCCCGCCUCGCCGCCCGCCUCGUGCCCCACAGAUUCUUCAUCACCAGCUCGAUUCUUGACCUUACGAUAGUCGGUGUUGAUUCUGCCGAGAAUGACUUGACUUUGCAGGCUCAGCAACCUCACUAUCUGAAAACAUGCUGCAAACCAAGCCUAGAUCAUGGGAGUGUUGUUUACCUGCUGGGGCAUACCGGGAAGAAGGAACUGGUGAUCGGCGACGGGAAAGUAGUGAUUGGCACGGAUAACCUCAUAAAGCUCUCGACAGAUGGGGUGACAUGGUGUCCUGGCUCUGCCGGUUUCGACGCCCAGGGGAACUUAGCUUUCAUGAUCUGUGACCCCAUGAAGCUGGCCUCCUCCCCCACUGCAAGGUCAUCUUCAGCAUCCUCAUCCUCAUCACAUUCAUCGAAGAAGGAUCAGCAAAUGCAGUUCGGGAUCCCCAUAUCGGUGGUCUGCGAUUGGUUGUAUCAGCAUUGGCAGGGCAACCUGGAUGAGGUUACCAAGCCAAAGUUACCUCUUGUUAGACUGAUGUCCAGCAGAAGCGAUCGCUCAAGCUCCUCCUUCACUCGUCGCAAUGUGUUCAAGCCUGCAGAUGACGAUAAUGAUGAUGCAUCGGUUACUUCAAAGAUGACUUCAAAGCCUAAAUACCAGCAGGGGUCAGGUAGCUCAGCCAAUGCAAGGAUUUCUCAUGAUGCAAAUCCUCUGGUUGAUCUACGGACCAACAAUGAGCAGGGGAUUUCAACUCCAGAAAUAUACGAAUCGCCGAGGGGUAGUUCUUGUCAGGGUCGCCAGGAUCCUGCACCAGUACAACUCUUGGACAUCAACUUCCCAGCUAAGGUUCCCAAGACCAUCUUUCUACCACUGCCCUUGAAACAAAUGCUUUCUGAGGAGAACAAUGGGGACACGUCGAAGGCGAAACCCAGGAAUCCAUCCAGAGAGAAUCACUUUCCAGCAGGCCUGAUAUGGCACCGCAAUGGCGAGGCAGAUUCCAGGGAUCCUCCGGUUGCUCUUAUGGAGGAUUGUAGCAGUGAGGGGCAGUCCAGCUCGUCACCUGCUGAGCGGUCGCGGUACAGACAUCAAGACCAGUUCAGCAGCGAGGAGGAGACAAUGUACUCGGCCGAAACCAUGGAGAGCACGAACGUUCCGAGCUCCAGGGAGAAGCACGUCGGGAGGAGCCAGAGCUGCGUCAACUACAGCAGGUGGAGCUCUCCGAGGAAACCGUCGAUGAUUCAAACCGGGACCUUGAGGAAGCAGCACACGCUGAUCCCCAUGCGGAAGACGCACUCGCAGAGCACGUCCCUGCCGCAGAGGAGUCAUGACUACUUGAGCCCGACGGUCUCCUCGGCCAUGAAGAAGAGGAACUCCAUGGAGCUGCAACAGCCCCCAAAGCCCCGUCGGAUCAUCGUCCAAUCUUCUCCAAAAUGGAUGUUCUGAAGGUUUCCUCCAUUUAGUUUUACAGGAGGAAAUGAACUGAUGGCGCCGCGUCGGCAUGGCCAUUUUGGAGGUCUGUUGCUCCCUUGUUUUCUCCUGGAAGCUCGUCAGCGAGCCGAUGAUCUCUUUGUUGUGUUUCUUCUCUCUAGAGUUGUGUGCUUGUGCAGAAUGACUUGGACAAAUAAAAGGUUAAAAGAAAAAGAAAAGUUCGACGGAAAAGAUAAUGGACCAUAUACCCUGGAUGGAGGUGUCAAGUGUGAGCUGUUGAAAUGUCAUGUGUUUCCGCGUGCAGACAGUCUGGGCAUGUACUCAUGUAGUAGCAUCUAGCUUGACUCUUUUUCUUUUUUUGUUUUGAGUGAGAAAAUCUAGCUUGACUCUUGAUUGUACCACUUUUAACUGAAUGACUAUCAGUUCUUUUGCCCAAGAUAUGCUAGUAUCUCUGUACUUACUUUACUUCA